AUGGACGCCUCCGCAGUCUCCGCCGCCGACAUCUCCAAGCUGUCCGACCGCGAAAAGCAGGAACUGCAAGCUUUUGUCGCGAACGAGUCCCAGAAGGCGCGCAUUCAGCAGUCCGUCCACUCGCUGACCGACAUUUGCUGGACGAAAUGCAUCACGGGCAAGAUUGCCGGCGGCAAGCUCGACCGCACCGAGGAGACGUGUGUCCAGAACUGCGUCGACCGGUUCAUGGACGCCAACAUGACUGUGCUGAAGCACCUCGAGACGAUGCGCACGACUGCUUAG
Molecule: messenger RNA, 282 nt
Organism: Xylona heveae TC161
Lineage: Eukaryota; Fungi; Ascomycota; Xylonomycetes; Xylonales; Xylonaceae
Exons: 2
Coding region: 1-282 (93 amino acids)
Source: RefSeq, a predicted model, not a curated record